UGCCAUACUUCUCCCUUCAAAUAUGUUUUGGCAUUCAAUUCUGAUUCUUAGACAUUGUUCUUCCUAAAUUACAAUAUUGUUCUUCACCAAACCAAUCUUCUUUCCCGGGUUGCUUCUUCUUUGGAGAGACCUGUUAAUCAAAGCAAACAUCAAAACAGAAAAUGGGAGCAAAAUCUUCUAAGAACAUUCACUGCCAUGUGCACUUCUAUGGUGAUCAUCGGAACCAGCCAUUAAGAUGUUCUUGUGGUCAUAGUCUUCCCCCAAGCACCAAUUCCGCGCCUUCUUCCCGACCCCCAAGUCCUAUAAUAAAUGGUGACGACUUUGAAUCCCUUGAACAGGUGAGUGAAGCCCUGGAAAACGCAGGUUUGGAAUCCUCCAACUUGAUCGUUGGGAUUGACUUUACAAAAAGCAAUGAGUGGACUGGGAAGAAAUCUUUCAUGGGGAGGAAUCUGCAUGACCUUGAUGGAGCUUGUCUCAAUCCCUAUGAACAAGCAAUAUCCAUCAUCGGCAAGACACUCGAAAAAUUCGAUGAUGAUAACAUAAUUCCCUGCUAUGGCUUCGGAGAUGUUACUACUGGUGAUCGGGAAGUUUUUAGCUUCCAUCCGGGAGAUACGCCCUGCCAUGGUUUUGAGGAAGUACUCCAUUGCUACAGAGAAACAGUACCUCACGUGAAUCUGGCUGGUCCGACAUCAUUUGCUCCAAUCAUCCGAAACGCCAUCAGAAUCGUCAACGACAGCUACGGCCAGUAUCAUAUUCUUCUGAUCAUUGCUGAUGGACAAGUCACAAGAAGUGUAGACACUUGUCAAGGCCACCUCAGUUCUCAAGAACAGAGCACUAUUGAAGCGAUUGUUGAAGCAAGCAAAUAUCCUUUAUCGAUAAUCUUAGUCGGUGUGGGUGAUGGACCAUGGGACCAGAUGUACCAAUGCGAUGAUCAAAUCCCAGCUCGCAAUUUCGACAAUUUUCAGUUCGUGAACUUUACCGAUAUCAUGUCCAAGGGUACUCCCCCAUCGAAAAAGAAGACCGAGUUUGCACUGCAAUGUCUAAUGGAGAUACCACCACAAUACAAGGCAACAAUGAGACUCCAACUUCUGGGCCAAAAAAGAAACACACAGGGGCAUUUACCUUUCCCACUGCCACGGCCUCCUCCAAUCACCUAUAUUUCCCGCAACCAUUUUCCAAACUUUAGGCGCACAGAAAGUGACAUAUCAUCUACAUCUUUCUAUGGUUCCUCCUCUCCAUCUCAUUCAGCACUUCUCAGAUCAUCUUCUGUGUCUUCGCCAUCGUCGUCGUUUAAUCGGAUCUGUUCACAAUGCUACAUCAAUGAGAAAGAUCUUGCACUUGGAUGUGGACAUCAGAUAUGCUCAGCUUGUGGUGAAGAUCUCAUCGCCUGCCCAAUAUGCCAAACCCACAUUACCAUAAGGAUAAGAUUGCGCUAUAACUAGCUGACAAGCCAGUUCCAGGAAUUCUCUGAAAGGCAUUUUCUGUAAUUCUGAAGUAAUCGUAGCAGAAAUUUGUGUGCUUAAGAACAAUCAAGUGUUUGAUCAUUUUGAUUUGUGUGUACAGAACAGAAGUGCACUUUGAUUUCAAAAGAUUAAAGGUAUGAUACA
Molecule: messenger RNA, 1607 nt
Organism: Cucurbita maxima (winter squash)
Lineage: Eukaryota; Viridiplantae; Streptophyta; Magnoliopsida; Cucurbitales; Cucurbitaceae
Product: E3 ubiquitin-protein ligase RGLG5-like
Exons: 10
Coding region: 162-1442 (426 amino acids)
Source: RefSeq, a predicted model, not a curated record